Molecule: messenger RNA, 977 nt
Organism: Castor canadensis (American beaver)
Lineage: Eukaryota; Metazoa; Chordata; Mammalia; Rodentia; Castoridae
Gene: Xxylt1
Product: xyloside xylosyltransferase 1
Biological process (GO): protein O-linked glycosylation via N-acetylgalactosamine
Cellular component (GO): endoplasmic reticulum membrane
Molecular function (GO): xylosyl alpha-1,3-xylosyltransferase activity
Source: RefSeq, a predicted model, not a curated record
CUCAUUAAUUUAUUCCUUAAAUUUCUGUGGUCCUGCUUCUGUCCUCUCAGCUAUCUCCAACCAGCACCUUCUCUGGGCCAUCACAGUACAGUGGCUGUCCCUUCCAUGAAGCAAUCUCAUUUUGUUCUCAUGCCUUUCAGCAUUACCUAUAAAACCACACAGAUGUAAUUCCCAUGGCCGGACAGCUCCUCCAAGAGCAGAGACCCAGGGAGCAGGUCUCUUUAAAUAUUGGCAUCCUAAUGAAUUACAGCAUUCCUAAGAUCAUGCGGAUCAUUCAGCUGGACCUUGACCUAAAAUAUAAGACCAACAUCCGGGAGUUGUUUGAGGAGUUUGACAACUUCUUGCCAAGUGCUAUCAUUGGCAUAGCUAGAGAGAUGCAACCCGUGUACAGACACACGUUCUGGCAGUUCCGCCAUGAGAACCCCAAGACCAGGGUUGGGGACCCUCCACCUGAGGGACUCCCUGGAUUCAACAGUGGGGUGAUGCUGCUGAACCUGGAAGCCAUGCGUCAGUCCCCACUCUAUAGCCGCCUGCUGGAGCCUGCGCAGGUACAGCAGCUCGCUGACAAGUACCGCUUUCACGGCCACCUUGGUGACCAGGACUUCUUCACCAUGAUUGGCAUGGAGCACCCAGAGCUCUUCCAUGUGCUGGACUGUACUUGGAACCGGCAACUCUGCACCUGGUGGAGGGACCAUGGCUACAGUGAUGUCUUCGAGGCCUACUUCCACUGCGAGGGUCACGUGAAGAUCUACCAUGGUAACUGCAACACUCCUAUCCCAGAGGACUAGGCAAUCCUUGGCUGCCAGGCCUCAGGGCCUUGCCAACUCCUCUGACUCUGCAGGGACGUCUUUUGGGGUGAAGGCACUACAGAUCUACUACCUGGCCAUUCACUGUCUAGGGACCACCCAAAGAAGACAGGCCUGUGCAUCAUUGGUGCUCAGGGACUCUUCCCUUCAGGGCACCAGGCCUCACCAGAA